Neospora caninum is the source of this 1020-nucleotide messenger RNA. RefSeq names its product SRS domain-containing protein. Gene Ontology annotation, cellular component: membrane. NCBI's taxonomy places the organism in Eukaryota, Apicomplexa, Conoidasida, Eucoccidiorida, Sarcocystidae. The coding region runs from base 1 to 1020 and encodes 339 amino acids. The transcript is spliced from 2 exons. The record is from RefSeq and is a predicted model, not a curated record.
AUGGCAAUCGCAAAUGAAGGUUUCCACGUGAAGUUGAGUCAGGCACGCUAUCUUCGCCGCCGACAGCAGGCGCUUCAAUCGGCUCUGAGUGUCGCUGUCUUUGUUUUUAGCCUGGUCUCCCUCGUCAGUGUCAGCGCUGGGAAUCCGGUCACAUGCAGAGACCGAAAUACAUUCGUUGCAGUUAGUCUGGCCUCUGAGUCAAGUAGCAUCGAAUUUCAGUGCCCACAGGGAUCUGCCUUCUUUCCAAACAUUUCGUCUCCAGCUUUCUGUACGACUUCAGUCUGUUCUGCAACAACCGGUUUGGAGCAGUCUUUCAUCACUCUCGCGGAAGUAAAACGCACUUCAUCUGCAGACCUGCAACGCAAAACUACCGACUCGAAAGCAGUAUCGAUUGCUCUAAAGGAACCUCAAGAAUACUCUAGAACAUUGUAUUUCCUUUGCAAGAAAUCAACAGAAGACGUGUCCCCAUCCACGUUGAGCGCAGAGGAGUCACAAAAAGAGACAACCUGCACGCUUCAGGUCUCAGCUUGGGGUUCAAAAAACGUCGAAGUUCCCUCAGAAAAUGUGACAUUCAGUUGCGGCGACAGCAUGACCUUGUCACCUGCCAACUUCGAAAAGGCCUUCCAAGGAACGAACUGCAGCACAGAAGACGACUUGAAUUCACUUGGCCUCCCGAACGCCGCCCUCGUGGAAGGCGACUCAGCGACAAGCGACAGACCAGCGUACACAUUCUCUGUGUCAAGUUUGCCGCAACCGAAUCCAGUAAGCAUCUGCUACAAGUGCACGAAGGGUUCCGUGAAUCUACGAGAGGUCUCGAAUGAAUGUACAGUACGAAUCCGAGUGCCGGCUGCACAAUCUGACCAGCCAGGCGAAGAAGAGCAUGCGGACGGGGAAACUGACGGAACUCAAACCUCUACAGAACAGACAUCGACAAGCGGCGCGGAGAUCCUGGACCUCCGUGCAGCUGUAUCGGCUCUAUAUUUUUCUUGCCUCAUUGGUGUAGCUGCCGCAUUUGCCUGA